CCGACCGAUCCCGUCCAUGGCGAACUGGGGCAGCUCCGCGGCCGACGAGCACGACGACUUCGACGAGUUCGACCCCACGCCCUACGGCGGCGGCUACGACCUCUUCGUCACCUUCGGCCGCCCGCUCCCGCCCUCCGACGAGACCUGCUACCCCUGCUCCGCCCCCUCCACCUCCUACGACGCGCCCCACUACGCCGCCGAGGAGCCCUCCCCCUACGGCCACCACCACAAGGCCCAGCCCGCCCCAGGCUUCCGCCCCCAGCACGAGCAGCCGUCCUACGGCGGCGGCGGAUCCGGCUACGGCGGAUCCAGGCCCCAGCCCGCCUACGGCUUCCGCCCCCAGGAGGAGGAGCAGCAGCAGCACUCCUACGGCGACGAGUCCGGCUACGGAUCCAGGCCCCAGGCCCAGCCCGCCUACGGCUUCCGCCCCCAGGAGGAGGAGCAGCAGCACUCCUACGGCGGCGGUGGCGGCGGAUACGGAUCCGACCCGCCCCGCCGCUCCGAGGAGGACACCUACGGAUCUGGGUACGGCAGGAAGCCGCAGCAGGAGGAGGACAGCUACGGCUCUGGCUACGGCAGGAGGCCGCAGGCCGAGGAGGGCUACGGAUCUGGCUACGGGUCCAAGCCGCAGGUGGAGGAGCAGGCCUACGGCUCGGAGUACGGUUCUGGGUACGGGAGGAAGCCACAGCCGGAGGAGACCUACGGAUCCGGGUACGGUGGGAGGAGGGUUGAAGAUGAGGUCGAAGGUGAGUAUGGCUCCGGUGGGUACCGGAAGCCCAAGCCCUACGGCGAGGAGACUCAGGGCUCAUAUGGCUAUGGCCAGAGCGCUGGGUAUGAGAAGCCCAGCUACGGCGGGGGAGACGAAUAUGGCCGCAAGAAGCGCGAUGACGACGACUCUGAUGAUGAAAAGAAGAAACGUUAUGGCGGGGGAGACGAAUACGGUCGCAAGAAGCACGAUGAAGACAACGACUCUGAUGAUGAAAAGAAGAAACAUUACCACAAUCGCCGCCACAACUACGAUGACUAAGCAUCCAUCCUGGCCUUCAAAUGUGUUCGUUAUCACCACAUCUAGCCACUACACGAAUAAAAAUGGCCUGGUUUCCCUUCCGGGUACCGAAUAUUUAUCUCUUUUCUGAAUUUGUAACUCCAAACUAAAGCGUGCUAUGUGGGUGGUUUACACGUUUGAGUGUUCUUCUAUCUGUAUGCGUAAGAUGAUAUGUUCAC
Lolium rigidum is the source of this 1224-nucleotide messenger RNA. RefSeq lists its product as uncharacterized. The transcript is spliced from 3 exons. Lineage: Eukaryota; Viridiplantae; Streptophyta; Magnoliopsida; Poales; Poaceae. The record is from RefSeq and is a predicted model, not a curated record. The coding region runs from base 17 to 1027 and encodes 336 amino acids. Gene Ontology annotation, molecular function: phosphatidic acid binding.